This is a messenger RNA of Gracilinanus agilis (Agile Gracile Mouse Opossum), 1293 nucleotides long. RefSeq names its product rho GDP-dissociation inhibitor 1. The coding region runs from base 24 to 638 and encodes 204 amino acids. Gene Ontology annotation, biological process: Rho protein signal transduction. The record is from RefSeq and is a predicted model, not a curated record. NCBI's taxonomy places the organism in Eukaryota, Metazoa, Chordata, Mammalia, Didelphimorphia, Didelphidae. The transcript has a single exon. Gene Ontology annotation, cellular component: cytosol; membrane; cytoplasm. Gene Ontology annotation, molecular function: Rho GDP-dissociation inhibitor activity; protein binding.
CAAAGCCCAAUCAAGUGUCGAGUAUGGCAGAACAAGAACCUACAGCAGAGCAGCUGGCUCAGAUUGCAGCCGAGAAUGAGGAAGAUGAACACUCCAUCAACUACAAGCCCCCAGCACAAAAGAGCAUCCAGGAGAUCCAGGAGUUGGACAAGGAUGAUGAGAGCCUUCGAAAGUAUAAAGAAGCCCUGCUGGGCAGUGUGACUGUUUCUGCUGAUCCCAAUACUCCUAAUGUCAUUGUGACACGCCUGACCCUGGUGUGCAGCACUUCGCCUGGUCCCUUGGAGCUAGAUCUUACUGGUGACCUGGAGAGCUUUAAGAAGCAGUCAUUUGUUCUGAAAGAGGGUGUGGAAUACCGGAUAAAAAUCUCUUUCCAGGUGAAUAAGGAGAUUGUAUCAGGCAUGAAGUACAUCCAGCACACUUACAGAAAAGGCGUCAAGAUUGACAAAACUGACUACAUGGUGGGCAGUUAUGGGCCUCGAGCAGAAGAAUAUGAAUUUCUAACCCCUGUGGAGGAGGCUCCUAAGGGCAUGCUGGCUCGUGGCAGCUACAACAUCAAGUCCCGAUUCACAGAUGACGACAAGACGGAUCACCUCUCCUGGGAAUGGAACCUCACCAUCAAAAAGGAGUGGAAGGACUGAAUCUAUGGCCCUAGAGAGGGAGGGAGAGAGGGAGGCAUCCCCAGACAGUGGCCACGGGAGAACCCUACCCUUAAUCUGAAUCCCCUGCCCCCAUCCCACUUUCCUUUUCAAUCCCUAAUCCCAUACCAAAGUGCUGACAGGGGAGUCCCAUCCUCCCCCCUUCCCUCUCCCCCCCCCCCACCUGUCUUCUCAUACCCCUGGUCUUUCGCCUCUGGAUGGGAGGGAAUCCCAUUUUUGUCUUCUUGGGCCCCUUCUCAGCCUCCCAGGUGGUUAUCGUUGUUUUUCCUGUUGCUGCUUCAGCCCAGUAUCUUGCUUGGAGGUGGGGGCUUUAGCCAAGGCCUAACCUUCCUUCAAGACCCCAAUUCUUCCCUUGGGCCAAAGGGAAGGGUUUUUGUUCUGGGCUUCAACAGGAAUUUAAAUUCUCUUCCCUCAGCUGCUGCAGCCCCACCAAUCAUGUCUUGUUCCCCUUGGAGGGGGUGUGGUGCACCACAGAAUCAGGGUAGUGAAGAGACCUCUGGCCCUUCUACUGCCCCCUUUGUGUGGCCAUCAAGAGCCUGUCAGUUCAUUCAUUGCUGUCUGUAACCGUGUAUAACCAUGAUGCCUUAACAUGUGGAACGUGUGCUAUGUGGGGAGAACCGCUCCCCCCAAUCACUAA